CCGCGCUGACCUUGCGGCCGAGCGGCGCGGCGGUGUCGGGCGGCACCAUGGUGGCCUAUUGGCGGCAGGCCGGCCUCAGUUACAUCCGCUACUCGCAGAUCUGCGCGCAGGUCGUCAGGGCAGCCAUGAAGCCGCAGUACAAAGCCGAGGCGGAGCGGGUGGCCGCSGCCACCGUGAAGACGGUGAAGCCCAAGAAGGAAUGAGGUGGAGGAACUGGUGAAUACUGUAACAGCAAGCUACAAAGCUAUAGGCGAGCUCAAGACUCUGCAAUAUAACAUCAUCACAGUAACUGUACAACUUGCUGGUGUAUGUAAAUCAGCGUCCUAAUAAAUGUCACUCAACAAACAGAUGCAUCUGUGGCAAGUGUUCUUUAAACGGAUGAGAUAUUCUAUUUUGCAGAGAUCUUUAUCUUGUCUUAAAAACUUAAUGCUCACAAUGCUAUUUCAGGUAUAUCACAGAGGGUGAGAUUCAACUGUGGUUUAAAAUUUAGCUUGCUUCAGUUCA
This is a messenger RNA of Nothoprocta perdicaria, 504 nucleotides long. It is a transcript of the gene ATP5F1E, whose product is annotated as ATP synthase F1 subunit epsilon. The transcript has 3 exons. NCBI's taxonomy places the organism in Eukaryota, Metazoa, Chordata, Aves, Tinamiformes, Tinamidae. The record is from RefSeq and is a predicted model, not a curated record. Gene Ontology annotation, cellular component: mitochondrial inner membrane. Gene Ontology annotation, molecular function: proton-transporting ATP synthase activity, rotational mechanism. The coding region runs from base 48 to 203 and encodes 51 amino acids. Gene Ontology annotation, biological process: proton motive force-driven mitochondrial ATP synthesis.